ACGAAUGUUGGUUAUGAAUUUAUUAGUUUCUCACUACUUCGCUGCAGGACGUUCUAGCCAUAAACUUCCCGAAAUGGGCAACCGAAUUCUCCAAGGCUUGGAUAUUAGAUCACGCUGCCCUGAAGGAGAGUUUGUCAACAUUGCUCCUGGACAUCAGCCAGGUUCCUUCCAUAUUGGGACUGAAUCGUGCUGAUCAAGACCUACUACUCAGCAAUUUAAGGUUCACUUUCUCUUUUCUCUCAUGUUCAUGUGCGAACCCUCUCUCCCAGGAGUUGUUAUCAAAUUCUCCGAUGGAAAUGGCGGAAAAAUACUCGGAGAGAAUCAUGGCGCUAUCAAAGCCUCAACCCGGAGCACUUAUCGAUUUAACCGAACGAGUUAGGUUAUUAGGGGAUCGACCGA
This is a messenger RNA of Cantharellus anzutake, 399 nucleotides long. RefSeq lists its product as uncharacterized. The transcript has a single exon. The record is from RefSeq and is a predicted model, not a curated record. The coding region runs from base 5 to 193 and encodes 62 amino acids. NCBI's taxonomy places the organism in Eukaryota, Fungi, Basidiomycota, Agaricomycetes, Cantharellales, Hydnaceae.